AUGGUUGUGAUCUUGUCUUGUGGUUAUGGAGGUGUUGAAGCUGCCAUGGAGGGGAGGUUUUCGCCUUCCGUCGCCGGGAAAGGGGUACAAAUCUCUGAAAAUGCUGGUGUUGAUGUGGGCUUGACGGCUGGUGGAUAUGAUAAAGGUCGAGGUUUUGGGCCUGGAAGGGGUUGGGGUGGUGGCCAUGGCGGCGGAGGCGGGUUUGGCGGCGGCUCUGGUGGUGGGGGUGGGUUUGGCGGUGGAGGUUUUGGUAAUGGCGGUGGUGGUGGAAGUGGAGGGGGUAAUGGUGGAAGUGGGUAUGAUUUUGGGGGAGGUAGUGGCGGAGGGUGGGGUAGCGGUGGUGGUGGAGGCUCUGGCAUGGGCCAAGGUGGUGCUGGAUAUGGUUCGGGCGGCGGAUACGGUGGCGGGGGUGGUUCUGGUUCCGGGAUGGGAGGUUACGGCGGUGGCGAUGGCGGUGGCGAUGGAGACAAUGGCGGCGGUGGUGGAGGGUACGGUGGGUAUGGGCGGGGGCCAGGUGUGGGCAAGAAGUUUUGA
Messenger RNA from Salvia miltiorrhiza (redroot sage), 534 nucleotides. RefSeq lists its product as uncharacterized. The transcript has a single exon. Lineage: Eukaryota; Viridiplantae; Streptophyta; Magnoliopsida; Lamiales; Lamiaceae. The record is from RefSeq and is a predicted model, not a curated record. Bases 1 to 534 code for a protein of 177 amino acids.